AUCAAGCAAGCACAGAUAACGUUCACCCUCAUGGUCCAUACUACAGCCAACACGGAAAAAUCGAGCAAUAUUUGUCGAAAUUUAAAAUGUUUGGAUCGACGUUCGGAAGCACAACCAGCAGCAUUGGCAGUAAAAUGCCGUUGAGCCUUGGUUUAGGCACAUUACAAAAUCCGAUGAAGGAUGUGGAAGUUGCGUCCCCCCCGGAUGAUAGUGUCAGCGCUAUAAAGUUCAGUCCUAAAGCUAACUUCUUUGUCGCAUCUUCAUGGGCAAACGAUGUUCGAUGUUGGGAGAUCACAAGCAAUGCCGCUGUCCCGAAAGCACAACAAACACAUCAAGGGCCAAUUUUAGAUUGCUGUUGGCAUGAUGAUGGAAGCAAGGUGUUCACAGCAGGUGUCGACAAGCAAUGUAAAAUGUGGGAUUUAGGUAGCAAUCAAUGUGCAGUUGUUGCUCAGCACGACCAGCCAAUCAAAACGGUGAAUUUCGUCCAAGCACCUAACUAUUCCUGUAUAGUAACAGGAAGUUGGGACAAGACGCUGAAAUUCUGGGACAUGCGACAGGCAACCCCUGUUGCGACAUUUCAACUGCCAGAACGAUGCUAUUGUGCAGACAUUGUAUAUCCCAUGGCGAUUGUUGGCACGGCCCAACGAGGGAUCCUUUGCUACCAAUUGGAUAACCAACCACGUGAAUUUAAGAAAAUAGAAUCUCCGUUGAAAUAUCAACACCGUUGUGUGACGAUUUUCAAAGAUAAGAACCACCAGCCAACAGGAUUCGCUUUGGGAUCCGUUGAGGGAAGAGUGGCAAUCCAUUAUAUUAAUCCAACAAAUCCGAAAGAUAAUUUCACUUUCAAAUGCCACAGAAGUAAUACAACCAGUUCAAGUAGUAUGCAAGAUAUAUACGCUGUUAACGGCAUAUCAUUUCAUCCUCAAUUUGGCACGUUAGCGACCGUUGGAUCAGACGGCAAGUUUAGUUUUUGGGACAAAGACGCUCGUACGAAAUUAAAGACUUCAGAUCCUGCGGCAAGUUUACCAAUAUCCGCAUGUGGUUUUGACUCGUCUGGUACCAUUUUCGCCUACUCCGUCUGCUACGACUGGUCAAAGGGACACGAAUACUUCAAUCCAUCCGUAAAACCGAUGAUUUUACUUCGCAGUUGCAUGGACGAACUAAGGCCGAGAGGAAAAAAAUAGAACACUUUGACUUCGUCUUUCAAAAAGAAACGUUUUCGCAAGGCUGAAACACUUCAGUUUACUGUUGAAAUGAUAUCGUAAAACAGUAACCGAAAGCUUGUUUAUAUCAGCGCUGGUGCCAUUGAUGAUGACUGGACUAUUCGUAAUUACUAUUGUAAUUAUUUCAGCGUCAAAAGUAGCUUUAUUAAGCAUUUCUAUAAAACUUUUUGUGUAACAGCCUGCUGUUUAACUUGCAACAAAUCUAUGAUCCAUGCAGAUGCGCUGUGUGUAGUUUUUAGAAUAAAUACUACUCGUUUCUGGACUGUCUAUGACACGACAUAUACUAUAAAAACAGUGCUGAAUAUUUGGAAUGCAGUUUUACUGAUGCAGUUUUGCUUCGUGAU
Molecule: messenger RNA, 1567 nt
Organism: Dendronephthya gigantea
Lineage: Eukaryota; Metazoa; Cnidaria; Anthozoa; Malacalcyonacea; Nephtheidae
Product: mRNA export factor-like
Exons: 10
Coding region: 87-1184 (365 amino acids)
Biological process (GO): RNA export from nucleus; transcription-dependent tethering of RNA polymerase II gene DNA at nuclear periphery
Cellular component (GO): nuclear pore
Molecular function (GO): RNA binding; ubiquitin binding
Source: RefSeq, a predicted model, not a curated record